AGUUCCCACUACCGGGCUUGCGUCCGUACAACGGAGAACGGCCGACGGAAUCUCCGAGAAUUACAGGAGAGUGUCCACACUUGCGGGCGCCGUUUCUCGUGACGUAUCGAAGAGAACGAGACCCGCGAUACUCCAACUGCGCGACGGCGUCUCUCCUGUUUGUUUCGUAAACAUGGACGACAACGAUGUGCUCGCUACAAUUGAGGUGCUUUUGUUAACGGUGUCUCUCAUCUUGAGGAAAAGGCGAUCGCAAACGAAUCAGAGUUCGCGACGCUACUGGGUACGACCCGUCUUACGCUAUCGCGAUGUGGAAGGACAGGCGUCAGGGUUGUUGCCGAGACUUCGCUCAAGAGACGUGUCUUGGUUCAGGGAUUUCAUUCGAAUGCCGCCACGGACAUUCGAUACUCUUCUUGGGCUGGUGCAAACGACAAUCACGAGGGCCGACACAUCGUUUCGAAAAGCUAUCCCCGCGAGUGACCGCUUGGCGCUGACACUUAGGUUCCUAGCGGAAGGCAGUUCCGUGCGAGGCACGUCCUUCAACUUUUUGGUAGGCAGAUCCACCGCCAGCAAAAUCAUCUCCGACACAUGCGAGGCCAUAUGGGAGUGCUUAGCACAACAGUAUCUGUGGUUGCCGUCUACGUCCGAGGAGUGGAAAGAGAUUGCUAGAGAUAUGGAGGCGAAAUGGAAUUUCCCAAACUGCCUCGGCAGCAUUGAUGGGAAACACGUGACGAUCCAGUGCCCCCCUAAAUCAGGCUCCACUUAUUUCAACUACAAGAAAAGUUUCAGCAUUGUGUUACUUGCUGUUUGUGAUGGUGGCUAUAGAUUCACAUAUGUUGACAUAGGCCACAUGGGAAGUGAAAGUGAUGGCGGUAUAUUUGCAAGGUCGCAACUGAAGGAAAUUUUGGAGAACAGCACACAUGGCAUUCCAUCUGCACGGCCAGUUGGUUCUGCUGGCACCAUGUCAUACUUCAUCGUGGGAGACUAGGCAUUUCCCUUGAAGCCAUACAUGAUGCGUCCAUAUCCAAAAAGAGGAAUGCUGCAGUACCGCCAUAAGGCCUUCAAUUACCGCCUAAGUCGUGCACGUCGUUUAAUCGAAAAUUCUUUUGGUAUCUUAGCAGCACGCUGGCGUAUUCUCAGGCGUCCAUUCCAGGCCUCAGUGAAAAAUGCAAACAGAAUCGUACAAGCAUGUGUUGCGUUGCAUAACUUUUUGCUGAAAGAAUCGCCAAUAUCUGCUGCUGCAUACAACCCGCCAGGGUACACGGACAUGGAGGACCUUGAAGGAAAUGUCAUCGAAGGAGCUUGGCGAGCAGAAGCUGGGUCACUCCCAAGAAUGGAAGACAGAAUGGGUGUCGGAUGUAACCCAACAAGGACGGCAGCAGCAAUGCGAGAACAGCUCGCAAACUACUUCACUACAGAUGGCAGAGUACCGUGGCAAGACAAGUACAUCUUGAGGGCAUAGGGGAUACUGAGUAAUAUCACCAGUAUUAAUGUCUUUAUUCACGUACAUUUGUUGAGUACAACGACAUUUCCGCUUCAUAGAAUGCUGUGUCUAUUUUGUGCAGCACGUCAGUUCGCAGAUGCCGAGGCAGCUCCUUCAGCCUCCAACCAAUGGCUAUCCCGUGGCUCAUGCAAAUGUCGUCCCCUUUCUGGUGCAGACUAUCCAACUUCGUUGCACAGACAUCCAGCGUCUUCUGAAUUGUGUCAUCCAUAUCCAUGUCACCAGUAGCCUUCUCUUUCCUGACAAGUGUUUCACAUCUCGUGGAGUACACGACACCACUUUCUCUGCAUCACAUCAUUCUCAGUGUGUUACCUUUGUGCAUGUGCAGCUGCAGCAGUUCUUCUUCGCUUUUGUCCGCUUGCUGAUACGGACUGACCACUGGCGUG
Ornithodoros turicata is the source of this 1884-nucleotide messenger RNA. RefSeq lists its product as uncharacterized. The record is from RefSeq and is a predicted model, not a curated record. Lineage: Eukaryota; Metazoa; Arthropoda; Arachnida; Ixodida; Argasidae. The transcript is spliced from 7 exons. Bases 173 to 985 code for a protein of 270 amino acids.